This is a messenger RNA of Ochlerotatus camptorhynchus, 1395 nucleotides long. RefSeq names its product enoyl-CoA hydratase domain-containing protein 3, mitochondrial. The record is from RefSeq and is a predicted model, not a curated record. Bases 79 to 909 code for a protein of 276 amino acids. Gene Ontology annotation, cellular component: mitochondrion. Gene Ontology annotation, molecular function: hydro-lyase activity. The transcript has 2 exons. NCBI's taxonomy places the organism in Eukaryota, Metazoa, Arthropoda, Insecta, Diptera, Culicidae.
AGUUGAGCAUUGUAUUUUUGAUAACUUUAUUUUAAAAUUUAUCUUGUUUCUCCAACUAAGUUCUUAAACAUAAAAAAAAUGCUUAGAACAGCUAGUUCACUGCAUUCCAAUAAACUUCCAGCACUCGGUGCCUUCCGUUGGCUGAGCACCUUCACCGAACGGGAUGGAGUCGGUCACAUCCUGCUGGACAAUGAAAAAACCCGUAACUCGUUGUCGAUUGACAUGAUGGACAGUAUCCAGCAGCACAUCAUUACCAAUCAACACAAUCAGACCGUGCGUUGUUUUGUACUCUCCGCCAAGGGGCAUGUUUUCUCGGCUGGCCAUAAUUUGAAGGAGCUAACCGUUGAGAGGGGAUCCGACUUCCAUAAACAAGUGUUUGCUAAGUGUUCUGAACUGAUUGGUGUUAUUUUGGGGGCUCCAGUGCCGGUGAUCGCCAGAGUUGAUGGCUUGGCAGCGGCUGCCGGGUGUCAGCUUGUCGCGUCUUGCGAUAUGGUCGUCUGUAGUGAUAAGAGUUGUUUUUCUACUCCUGGAGCGAACUUUGGGAUUUUCUGCUCUACCCCGGGAAUUGCCGUGGCUAGAGCUGUUCCACGUAUGAAGGCAUCCUAUAUGCUUUUUACCGGGCUUCCUAUCAGUGCUCAGGAAGCUCUGGAAUCUGGGCUUGUUAGUAAAGUUGUUCCAUCCGAUCAGUUGGAUCAGGAAAUUGACACCAUUUGCAAUGCAAUAAAGUCGAAAAGUCGAGCUGUCAUUGCAUUGGGGAAGCAAUUCUUCUACGAACAAAUAGCAAUGGACGUGAACAAUGCCUACAGGAAGGGAGAACAAGUCAUGACUGACAAUCUGUCGACGGUGGAUGGCCAGGAAGGCAUUCGCAGCUUUGUGGAAAAGCGUAAGCCAGUGUGGAAGCACCAGUGAGUAAAACGGUGAGAAUUUGUGCAUUUAUUUUUGAAAAUUGUUACUGCAUUUUAUACGUUUACAUGAUGUUUGGAAAUAUUAGUAACCCAUUUAUUCAUCCGAAGUCCCUGAUACAUUUGGACUGUAGUUUUUCGGCAUUCAAAUUGAAACCACUUGUACCAUAAUAUCGAUUUGGACGUACACACAAUGUAUUUUCUCGACCCUCUUAUGACAACUUAAAAUAUUUCUUUACACUUUAAACGUACGAACUACGGACUAGAUUCUAGAUAUUCUCUUACUGUGGAGAUGUACAAUGUUCAAUUAGUGAAAUACGGUUUUAUAAAAGAUGCCACCAUUCAGCAGGAAUAGAUACAAUUCCUUCCCAAAACAAGUUUGAUUCUUUCGCGCGACUUAUCCUAAACUAAAACAGCACAAAUAUUAGCGUAGCGUUAAACCUUAGCAUUAUGACCAUAUUCGCUGUGUGACUACAUCACGGCAUCAUGUUUG